GGCCAAUCAGGGUGGUGUGGAGAUGGUGUCCAAUCAGCAGACGCCGCUGCCGGCUUUAUAAACUUCACAUAGGCAUUUGGAGGCUAUACUCCGACUGUGAAAGAAGGAAGCUAGCUAGCGCCAUGGCCAGAACCAAGCAAACCGCUCGCAAAUCCACCGGUGGCAAAGCACCCAGGAAGCAGCUCGCCACCAAGGCUGCGCGCAAGAGCGCCCCGGCCACCGGCGGCGUGAAGAAGCCUCACCGUUACAGGCCCGGCACCGUGGCUCUGAGAGAGAUCCGUCGUUACCAGAAGUCCACUGAGCUGCUGAUCCGCAAACUGCCCUUCCAGCGCCUGGUGAGAGAAAUUGCCCAGGACUUCAAGACCGACCUGCGCUUCCAGAGUUCCGCCGUGAUGGCCCUGCAGGAGGCUAGCGAGGCUUACCUGGUCGGCCUGUUCGAGGACACCAACCUCGAACACAUAUACACCAUGUCUGGAAGAGGCAAAGGCGGCAAGGGACUGGGAAAAGGAGGCGCCAAGCGUCACCGCAAGGUUCUCCGCGAUAACAUCCAGGGAAUCACCAAGCCCGCUAUCCGCCGUCUGGCUCGCCGUGGCGGCGUGAAGCGUAUCUCCGGGCUGAUCUACGAGGAGACCCGCGGUGUCCUGAAGGUGUUCCUGGAGAACGUGAUCCGUGACGCCGUCACCUACACCGAGCACGCCAAGAGGAAGACCGUUACCGCCAUGGACGUGGUGUACGCUCUGAAACGCCAGGGACGCACCCUGUACGGUUUCGGCGGUUAAACGCCCUCUUUUCGGAACGUCAACAUCCCGACUUGAACCCAAAGGCUCUUUUAAGAGCCACCCA
This is a messenger RNA of Salmo salar (Atlantic salmon), 843 nucleotides long. NCBI's taxonomy places the organism in Eukaryota, Metazoa, Chordata, Actinopteri, Salmoniformes, Salmonidae. The record is from RefSeq and is a predicted model, not a curated record.